Heterobasidion irregulare TC 32-1 is the source of this 730-nucleotide messenger RNA. RefSeq lists its product as uncharacterized. The transcript has a single exon. Lineage: Eukaryota; Fungi; Basidiomycota; Agaricomycetes; Russulales; Bondarzewiaceae. The coding region runs from base 21 to 629 and encodes 202 amino acids. The record is from RefSeq and is a predicted model, not a curated record. Gene Ontology annotation, biological process: response to hydrogen peroxide; protein complex oligomerization; response to heat.
CAACUACAUCACAACCCACCAUGUCUCUUGCACGUCAAUUCCUGCGCGAGUUCCGCCCGCUCUUCCGCAUGCUCGAGGAGCCCUUGGGCAGGGCGCCCGGAUACGCUGGCCUCCCCAUGCGCAGCUUCUUCGAUGACCCCUUCUUCAAUUCGCCCACACACGCGCGCCCGGCAAUCGAUGUCUCCGAGGAAGGCAACCAGUACGUCGUCGAGGCGGAGUUGCCGGGCGUCAAGAAGGAUAAUGUGGAGGUCCGCAUCGGAGACGGAGGGCGGAGCGUGACAAUCGAGGGGAAGAUCGUGCGCCGCAGCAGUGCCCCUCAGACGGAGGAGGGCUCAACCGCCGCUACCAGUACUGAAGGUAAUCCCACUCGACCUCCCCUUGUGUCGGCGGCAAGACCGGCGGGUGCUAACCGACUGACCGCAGCAGCAGCAGUAGCGAAGCCAGACGAGACGUCGAACCAGCUGUCGGUUGAGCGCACGUUCACCGGAAGCUCGUCGUUUACGCGGACAGUAUGGCUGCCGCGCCCUGUGGACCCCAACAAGGUCUCGGCCAAGUUGACGGACGGGAUCCUGACGGUCCGAAUUCCCAAGGCAGAGGAGGUCGGGACGGUGAAAGUGGAUGUGGAUUGAACACGGUCAAAAGACGGGUGUCGGAGUGUAGGAUAUUCGACCGCGGCCGAGUCCGGCCUGUGUACCAUACUUGUUGUAUAGCGACUCUCGACCUCUAAUAU